AUGGUCGCCGCAAAGAAGCACGUCCCUAUCGUCAAGAAGCGUAUGUUCCCGAUCGCGUACCCCGUCUACGACCCUUGUACCAACCGCUUCAACCGCCACCAGUCCGACCGCUUCAAGUGUGUGCCGUCGGCAUGGCGCAAGCCUAAGGGUAUUGACAAUGCCGUCCGCCGGCGCUUCAAGGGCCAGGCUGCCAUGCCCUCGAUCGGCUACGGCAGCAACAAGAAGACCCGCCACAUGAUGCCCUCGGGCCACAAGGCCUUCCUCGUCCAGAACCCCAAGGAUGUCGAGCUCCUCCUCAUGCACAACCGCACCUACGCUGCCGAGAUCGGCCACGCCGUCUCGUCCCGCAAGCGUGUCGACAUCCUCGCCAAGGCCAAGGCCCUCGGCGUCAAGGUUACCAACCCCAAGGGCCGUGUCACCACCGAGGCCUAA
This is a messenger RNA of Penicillium alfredii, 432 nucleotides long. RefSeq names its product 60S ribosomal protein eL32. Bases 1 to 432 code for a protein of 143 amino acids. Gene Ontology annotation, molecular function: structural constituent of ribosome. NCBI's taxonomy places the organism in Eukaryota, Fungi, Ascomycota, Eurotiomycetes, Eurotiales, Aspergillaceae. The transcript is spliced from 4 exons. Gene Ontology annotation, biological process: translation. Gene Ontology annotation, cellular component: ribosome; cytosolic large ribosomal subunit. The record is from RefSeq and is a predicted model, not a curated record.